Messenger RNA from Phyllostomus hastatus (greater spear-nosed bat), 1154 nucleotides. It is a transcript of the gene EPO, whose product is annotated as erythropoietin. The transcript is spliced from 5 exons. The record is from RefSeq and is a predicted model, not a curated record. Gene Ontology annotation, cellular component: extracellular region. The coding region runs from base 254 to 679 and encodes 141 amino acids. NCBI's taxonomy places the organism in Eukaryota, Metazoa, Chordata, Mammalia, Chiroptera, Phyllostomidae. Gene Ontology annotation, molecular function: erythropoietin receptor binding; cytokine activity; hormone activity.
GCGGGUUGGGAGGAAGUUGAUACCUGGGUCCUGGAGCAACCACCCGAGUCUGCGAGAGGCGAAGCCUCUGUCACUGCGGGAUUGAAGUUUGGCCCCGACAAGUGAAGCCGAAUGUCCUGCCCUGCUGCUCCUGCUGUCCUUGCUGCUGCUUCCUCUGGGCCUCCCAGUCUUGGGCGCCCCCCCACGCCUCAUCUGUGACAGCCGAGUCCUGGAGAGGUACAUCCUGGAGGCCCGGGAGGCCGAAAAUGUCACGAUGGGCUGUGCUGAAGGCUGCAACUUCAGUGAGAAUAUCACGGUCCCAGACACCAAGGUUAACUUCUACACCUGGAAGAGGAUGGAGGUUGAGCAGCAGGCCCUGGAAGUCUGGCAGGGCCUGGCCCUGCUCUCCGAAGCCAUCCUUCGGGGUCAGGCCCUGUUGGCCAACUCGUCCCAGCCAUCUGAGACCCUGCAGCUGCAUGUGGACAAAGCCAUCAGCAGCCUGCGCAGCCUCACCUCCCUGUUUCGGGCACUGGGAGCCCAGAAAGAAGCCGUUUCCCCUCCAGACACAACGGCCUCUGCCGAGCCACUCCGAACAUUCACUGUUGAUACUUUGUGCAAACUUUUCCGAAUCUACUCCAAUUUUCUUCGGGGAAAGCUGAAGCUGUACACAGGGGAAGCCUGCAGGAGAAGGGACAGGUGACCAGAUGCUCCCACCCCAGGCACGUCCACCACCUCGCUCACCACUGCUGCCCACACCACGCCUUCCACAGCACGACUCCCGACCCCCAUAAAGGGGCUAUCAGCUCAGCACCAGCCUGUCCCAUGGACACUCCAGGGCCAGUGGUGACAUCUUAGGGGCCAGAGGAACUGUCCAGAGCUCAGCUCAGAUCUGAGGAUGUCACAGGGCCAGUCUGAGGCCCUGAAGCAGGAAGAAUUCAGAGAUCAGCUUAAACUUAGGAUGGUGCCAUGUUGGAGAGACACCGAACUCAUCUUGGUGCCCUGCAGAACUGUGAUGUCAGGACAAGCCGGAAGGCAAAUACCUCUUCCUGCACCUACCCAGCAGGGAUAGGAUGGACUGGAGGAUUUAGGUGGCAAACCAUGAAUUCUCUAGGCCUCAGGGGGACUCCAUGACAGCAAGAGCUCCCUGGACAACAAAGGUGGUGGGAGCCGUGAAG